UCUAACUAUUCUGCUUUCCUUAGUUUUGAGGUUAAAAUGGAUCCAAGGUUCAAUAGUUUUCCAACUUCUAUGAAUGGAUUCAGCCUGGAGAACCAAUCCUUACCCAUUUCUUCGAAUCGUUGGAAGAAUAAUGAGCCAAGAUUUGAAGCUAUUUAUCAAGAUCAGAAGCUAGUCAAUGGUCCAAGAUUUGAAAAUAACUUUGUCCCAAACAAUGUUGGUGGAGUUCAAUCAGUUUCUAAUGACCCUUUACCAACAAGCAGCAACAAAGCAUUGACUUCUGAUAUUGGUGCUGAGGAUGAAUACAAUGAAGACUUUGAUUUCUCUGAUACGGUUUUGAGCUAUAUAAAUCAGAUGCUUAUGGAAGAAGAUAUGGAGGAUAAGACACAUAUGCUUCAGGAGUCGUUGGAAUUUCAAGCGAAAGAGAAGUCAUUCUAUGAGGCCCUCGGCAAGAAAUAUCCACCUUCACCUCAGCAAAACCUGUCGAUUACUUACCAGAACGAUGAGAUACCAGAUGAGUACUGCUCAGGAAGUCUGUAUAAUUUUACGAGUAAUAGCAAUGACAGUAGUGGUUACCUUAUUGAUCCAACAGUUAUUAACAUUUCCAAUGAUCUUGAUUCCUCUUAUGUACAAGGCCUUUCAGUUUGUAAUGGUACUUACUCUUCGAUUAGCUCAUCGAGUAGCUUAAAUAAUAUUGUAGAUGGGUUCUUAGACUCUCCUGUAAGUCCUCUUCAUACCCCUGAUAUAUAUAACGACAGCCACCCGAUUUGGAACUUUAGGAAAGGAGUGGAAGAAGCAAACAAGUUCCUCCCAACUAAUAUUAAGUUGUUGGACAAUGUGGAUAUUAAUGACUUGUUGCCUCUGGAGAAAAGAGGGGAAAGUGGUUAUGUGGCUGCUCGGGUAGAGAAAAGGUAUGCGGGAGAGACUUCACCUACAGAGCCGAGAGGGAGGAAGAAUCCUCAUAGAGAUGAUAAGGAUUUACUAGAAGAAGAAAGAAGUAGCAAACAAGCUGCUGUUUAUACAGAAUCAACAGUUCGUUCAGACGAGUUUGAUAUUGUUUUGCUGCAUAGCUUGGGUAAUGGGAAGGAAGCGUUGGAAGCUUAUCGCGAGAGCUUGAAGAAUGCUAGAAUGAAAACUACGGUGCAGAAUGGGAAAUCAAAAGGAUAUAAUGGAGGGAAGGGCCGCGGCAAGAAAUACAGUAGUAAAAAGGAAGUCAUAGAUUUAAGGACUCUUUUAAUAAAUUGUGCACAGGCUGUUGCUGCUGAUGAUUGCAGAAGCGCAAUUGAACUGCUGAAACAGAUCAGACUCCAUUCAUCUCCUUUCGGAGAUGGCAACCAGAGAUUGGCUCAUUGCUUUGCGGAUGGUAUGGAGGCACGCUUGGCCGGCACUGGUAGCCAGAUUUAUAAGGCCCUUGUCAAUAAAAAAACAUCAGCAGCCGAUUUUUUAAAGGCCUAUCACUUGUAUCUCGCGUCAUCGCCAUUCAGGAAGCUUUCGGGUUUUGCCUCAAACAAGACAAUCAUGACAAAAGCAGGGAAUGCUGCAAGGGUCCAUGUCAUUGACUUUGGUAUCCUCUAUGGCUUUCAAUGGCCUACGCUUAUUCAACGUAUCUCAGCUAGAGAAGGUGGGCCCCCAAAGCUUCGCAUUACUGGUAUAGAGUUUCCUCAACCUGGUUUCAGGCCUGCAGAAAGGAUUGAGGAAACAGGACGCCGUUUGGCUGAUUAUGCUCAGACCUUUAAUGUACCAUUUGAAUACCAUGCAAUUGCAAAGAAAUGGGAAACUAUCAGACUUGAGGAUCUAAAGCUUGAAAAAGAUGAAUUUCUUGUCGUCAAUUGUUUGUAUAGAUUUAAGAACUUGCCUGAUGAGACCGUGUUAACUGACAGUUCGAGAACUCUUGUUCUCGAUCUUAUAAGGAAAAUCAAUCCAGACAUUUUCAUCCAUGGGAUUGUCAAUGGGGCUUACAGUGCCCCAUUUUUUGUCACGCGAUUUCGUGAGGUCCUUUUUCACUUUUCUGCACUUUUCGAUAUGCUGGAAGCUAAUGUACCACGUGAGUCUCCAGAACGAAUGUUAAUUGAGAGAGAGAUCUUUGGGAGGGAAGCCCUGAAUGUCAUAGCUUGCGAGGGGUGGGAAAGAGUCGAAAGGCCAGAGACAUAUAAGCAAUGGCAAGUUCGUAAUCUAAGGGCAAGGUUUACACAGAUACCUUUUGAACGGGAGGUCAUGAAUCGGGCAAUAGAAAAGGUGACAUCAAGCUAUCACAAAGACUUUGUAAUCGACGAAAAUAACAAGUGGCUAUUGCUAGGGUGGAAAGGGAGAACAAUAUAUGCAUUAUCUUGUUGGAAACCUAUUUAAGAAUCUGCAAGCUAUGUUGCUCGGAUUCUCCGAAAAUGUUUCCGGGUGCGUGUCGGAUCCUCCAAAAGUAGUAUACUUUUGGAGGAUCCGACAAGGGUGUGGCAGCAUUUUGGAGAGUCCACGUAACAUAGUGUGCAAGACAUGUUUUUAACAUGCUUUCUUUUGAACAUAAAGUUGUCUUUCCACAUAUUUGGAGAAAUCAAACAAUACAGAGGUAACGGGCAAGUUCAUGCUGUUGUUAAAGCUAAUAAAUAUUUGCUCACACGAGCGACACAAUGUUUAUUUCGUUGCUAAGAUGAUCAUUCAAGGUGAGGCUUCAGAAAAUAUUCUUGCCAACCGAUGAUGAAGUUGAAUUAUCAGCAUAUAAUCGUUGCUGCAAAGUGUGUAGCACAUACCUGCUACCUUUCACCUAACUCUGGUCAUCAUCGAGUUUUAGGCAGAUAGGAAAAGAUUACCUAGUAGUAUUUUUUGUAUCUAUUGGAACUUAAUUUCUAGUCUCUCAAGACCUUUUAUCACAUUUCACUGCUACACCCUGGGGUGCCUUAUGUGCAACGCGUUGUUAUUAAACAUUA
Nicotiana tabacum (common tobacco) is the source of this 2915-nucleotide messenger RNA. Its product is annotated as scarecrow-like protein 9. Lineage: Eukaryota; Viridiplantae; Streptophyta; Magnoliopsida; Solanales; Solanaceae. The record is from RefSeq and is a predicted model, not a curated record.